AUGAUUGACACUCGAAACUUUCCAAGUCAGACGUUUCUGCGGGAUAUCGAUGCUCUAAACUGUUAUUAUCCAUACGAUCGUCAACCUUCAGAUGAUGAACUGAUUCUCAAGACCUUCAGCUACUUGUUUACUGAUGAGGAGCUGGAUUUGGGAGAAAUCAAAUACGAGGUGGAGGCUAAGCGGAUGCUGUAUGGCGGGACAUCGGUUAUGGAAGAGCUGAAGCGCUUUCAAGAGUUGAUGGAAAUGAUCAACAAUUUUUCGAAUGACGCCGUCGAGAAGAAAGAGCAGGAAGAUGUCGUCGCAACUAUGUCGGACUCCUUUGUGAGACUGACAACCAAUGAGUCGCCAAAUGCGAUCUUUAGCAGCAGGCCACACAGGUUUCGCAGGAUUUUUGAGAAUGCAUAA
Messenger RNA from Fusarium tjaetaba, 405 nucleotides. RefSeq lists its product as uncharacterized. Bases 1 to 405 code for a protein of 134 amino acids. The record is from RefSeq and is a predicted model, not a curated record. The transcript has 3 exons. NCBI's taxonomy places the organism in Eukaryota, Fungi, Ascomycota, Sordariomycetes, Hypocreales, Nectriaceae.